AGGCAGAGGAACGAAGAAGAGAGGAGGAACAGAGGAGGAUACAAGAGGAGAAUGAGAAGAGGUGAGAACACGACUUGAUUCGGAGGACCGAAGAAAUGAGGUUGCAGCUCAAAGCGGGGCUUGAGGAGAAGUGGAGAAAACAGACUAAACAGGCGGAAGAAGUGGCUGCAGCGGCAAAAGCAAAAGCCGAAGAAGCGAAAGCGAAAGCGGACGAAGCUAAGGCGAAGGCAGAGGAAGCGAGCGCGAGAGUGGAAGAGCAGCGGAUGAGGAGCGCUACGGGAAAUUGCACGCCUUUUCGGUUGACGAAGAGGAGAAUAAGGGGGGUAGCACUGGAGUCGGGAUCGGAGGAGGACAAGGCUCAAGGUGGAGGCGAUGGGAUAAGGGUCAGAAGCGUGGUAAAGCCUACCACUAACGAUCGCACAACUAAGAAAAGAACGCGUGUGAUCUUUUCAUCGUCGGAAUCUGAGGAGGAGACUGUAUACGAGAUAGAGAGUGAAACGACGGACUCGGAGAAUGAACUGCGUAGAGCGAUCGAAUUGCUGAGGAAGAAGAAGAAGAAGAAGAAGAAGAAGAAGAAGAAGAAGAAGGCAAGUACGGUUAAGAGGAGACUCGUGAAGGGUAAGAAAGAAGUAUCACCAGUGAGGAACUGCACGACUACUGAGCGAGGGGAGUGCUCGAAGAAAAGGCAAGGAACGAGAAAUCACGUCGACAAUGAGGACGACGUGCUGAGGAAUGCGAAUGAUAUCGGAGCCGUGUUUGGGGAGGAGAAGACGAACCGCACGGAGGAGAUUAGCCCGAUGAGAACGGGCGGUAUAAAGUUCAACAUCCCAUGGCUGAUGAAGUAUAUCACACGGUCUGAAGGCAUCUUGGAUAUGUUGGAACUGAAGGGGGCUGGCGUGUAUGUUAUAGCCAGCCCGUGGUCGAAGAAGACAUAUGUCGGAAGUACGGUGCGACCUUUGAUGCAAAGGUGGAGGGAACAUUUGAGUAACGCCAACAUCGAGGCGAUUAGCAAUUCGCCCAGGCUGUAUCGGUGGAUGAGGCAGGCAGGGAUGGGAAGUUUUGUCGUGAUUCCCAUCAGACACGUUAAUGAGACGGAUGAUCAUGCUUUCGAGGCGCAUCUCAUUCGUGAUUUCUCGCCAAGUCUGAACACUUGCAACACGAAGGGUAGAGAAACGGGAACGAAGCGUUGGGUGAGAAAGGGGAGGCGUGAGAGGAGGAGGAGGAUGAUUGAGAACGAACAACCGAAGGUGAACAAUAUCGUGAGUUUUAAGAUAGACGGCAGGGGGCCGUCACGAGUAUCGUUCCUGUCUUGGUUAGAAGAGGAACACAAAGCUGAUACGAAGAAGGAGAGGCGGGUUAUUUUCCAGAACGGCGAGAUCUGGGCUGACGGCUGGAAGAGGGUGAAGAAACUCUUCGGGAUGACGAACGUGCGACUGAAUAGGAGACUGAAGAAGCUGCAUACAACAAAAAGAGAACUUCAAAAUGGGGCGGAGGUUACUCUGGUUGGUAUUACGAGGACACCUACAACCACUGCGAGAAGGAUACAAGAGCUUCGGGAGAUACUAAGGAAGCCUUUCAAGGCGACUGAGCUGGUGACGUGGUCUGCUAAUCAGUUAGUGGGACUGUACCGAGCAGCGGGCAUGUUCGGUGAUAAGAAAACGAAGAAUGCACUCCGUUUGAAGAUCGAUCGGGCCAUUAGGAAGAAAAGGAAGGUGGGGGUGAGAAAUAGGGUGUUGGUGAAAGUGGUUUACGACAAGGAUCUGGUGAAGAAGAAGAUUAGAGAGACCACCCAAGGAGUGGUCAGCAGAUGCGUGAAGGAUCCGGCCAUAGCUAAUCUGGUUAAAAGCAGGAUCAGGGUGACAUGGUGCCGAAAUCGGACCGUGGGGGAUGUGAUUCACAACCACCGGCGCAUGAGGAAUGACGAGCCCGUGGUGAAGGCUAUUAUGGAAGCCACUGCUCUUCUGAAGAGUAAACCCGAAGACAUUAGAGUGUCGGCGGACGGUUUUCUAAAUGGGAAUAGUGUGGUAUGCGAUAGCGGUGCAUGGGACGAUAACGCUGUGGCACGGUGGGCCAUGAGAUUUUGUGGGAUGGUGCUGGCUCCCAUUGACCGCAACCAAGGUGAUACGGCUGUGGUCUGCCCGGACAAAGAUGUGACGAGGUGGCGACCUAUAGCACCAGCUACGGGAGAUCCGGCGGGACAGGCUCAGCGGAGGAUUGCGAAGGCUCUGCAUUACUUGAUGAAGCAGUUCCCAGCAGAGCAGUCCUUUUACUUGAACUCAAUUCAGGAAAUGCCGAACAAAUUGGAGACAGCGACAGAGAAACUCACGAAUUCGCAGUGUGUGGAAGUGAAAGGGCGCUGUUACGAUAUAAAGGAUAUGUUCACAAGGAUGCCGCAGGCGGCGGUACGCAGGGCGGUGUGGCAGCUACUGGUAUGGUACACGAACAGGGGAUGGAAGCAGGUUAAGGUCUCCAGGAGAGGGAAGCUAUGCACUUUGAGCAAGACAGGGAAGGCAACGGACGGCUAUGUCGGGAUAAGCUUCCGACUUAUUUUUGGGAUGGUGAACUACGACCUGAACCAUGCUUAUAUUCGGUGCGGCGAGGAGAUAAAGCGUCAGGUGUCUGGAAUCCCGAUGGGGAAAUCUACAAGCACCAUCCUUGCUACCAUCACAUGCGCUAUGUCUGAGUACUAGUUUCUUUCUGCUUUGGGUGCCGACAGGUGUCUGGUAGCGGGUUGGAGGGUCGUCGACGACAUCACAGUGGUCGUCGGGCUGAGGCGUGGGCGAG
Messenger RNA from Chara braunii, 2784 nucleotides. NCBI's taxonomy places the organism in Eukaryota, Viridiplantae, Streptophyta, Charophyceae, Charales, Characeae. The record is from the annotation of a GenBank genome assembly.